Molecule: messenger RNA, 402 nt
Organism: Miscanthus lutarioriparius
Lineage: Eukaryota; Viridiplantae; Streptophyta; Magnoliopsida; Poales; Poaceae
Source: the annotation of a GenBank genome assembly
AUGGACAUAGACAAAUAUAUGCCUACUACAAGAUGGGUUGAUUUCUCAAAUAAUUGCCUUACUGACAUUCCACCUAGCCUUGCCAAAUGCCCGGACUUGUCCAAACUCAAGGCAUCAAACAACAACAUAUCCAGAAUACCAGAUGUACUUGCUGGCUGUUCCAAGUUAAGUAAAUUGGAUCUAGAGUGCACAACUUAUCAGGGUAACAAGCUUGUGACGCUUUCUGAAAACAUGUUUGUCUCAUGGACAAUGCUCACAGAGUUGAAUCUCGCAAAAAAUCUGCUUACAGCCAUCCUAGGUAGCGUUGGAGCACUUCCAAAACUAAUCCGCCUAGACAUGCAUCAGAAUAAAAUAACUUAUUGUCUUCAAUACCAGCUGAUAUUGGCACAUUAUCAAAAUUAG